Messenger RNA from Spodoptera litura, 2683 nucleotides. It is a transcript of the gene DNApol-eta, whose product is annotated as DNA polymerase eta. The record is from RefSeq and is a predicted model, not a curated record. Gene Ontology annotation, cellular component: nucleus; replication fork; site of double-strand break. Gene Ontology annotation, biological process: response to radiation; error-prone translesion synthesis. Gene Ontology annotation, molecular function: DNA-directed DNA polymerase activity; damaged DNA binding. Lineage: Eukaryota; Metazoa; Arthropoda; Insecta; Lepidoptera; Noctuidae.
AUGAUUUAAAACUAUGUACUGUCAGUAAUCGUGUUUGUCAUUUUUAUAAUGUCAAAUCUUGACAAGUGUCAAGUCAAUACUUGUCAUUACUUGUUGUGACUGUGAUGUGAUGUGUGAUUUUGAGAUAACAAUUUUAGCGCGGAACAGGCAGAAUUUGCAUACAAUUUUAGAAAAAUGAUAUAAUAGCCUGUAUAGUAAAUAACUCGAAGAUAUAAAACAUAGUACAAAAUGGAUAAAGAUAAUCGUGUGGUUGUGCUCAUCGACAUGGACUGUUUUUAUUGCCAAGUUGAAGAAAAACUUAACCCAGAAUUGAGUGGAAAACCUAUAGCUGUAGUGCAAUAUAAUCCUUGGCAAGGCGGCGGAAUCAUAGCAGUAAACUAUGUAGCUAGAGCCCGCGGAGUCACUCGCCACAUGAGAGGGAAGGAGGCCAAAGAAAAGUGCCCGGAUAUAGAAUUGCCGUCUGUACCCUGUCAGAGAGGCAAAGCUGACAUAUCCAAGUAUAGAGAUGCUGGUAAAGAAGUAGCAAGAGUACUGCAGAAGUUCACACCUCUUCUAGAGAGAGCUUCCAUUGACGAAGCUUACCUAGACAUCACAGCUCCGGUGGAAGCGCGACUGAAUACUCUGAAUGUUAACUCGGUGCAUACUGAUAUGAUGCCCAACACCUUUGCCCUUGGUUAUGAUAGUGUGGAUGAGUUCUUGGCUGAUGUCCACUCAUGUGGCUUUGAGAAUAUUGAGUUUGACUAUGAACAUGCCAAACGGUUGCUUGUAGGUGCUGUUAUUGUCAGCGAGAUUAGAUCUGCCGUUUACGAAGAAACAGGUUAUAGAUGCUCAGCAGGCAUAGCUCACAAUAAAAUUCUAGCGAAACUAGUAUGUGGAAUGAACAAACCUAAUAAACAGACUGUUCUCCCUAAACAUUCUAUUAAUUUAUUGUACAGCACAUUGCCAUUGAAGAAAGUGAAACAUCUUGGAGGAAAGUUUGGUUACACUGUCUGUGAAGUAUUGAAAAUAAGCAAAAUGGGAGAGCUACAAAAGUUCACAGAAAAGCAACUGCAAUUAAAGUUUGAUGAGAAAAAUGGGACAUGGCUAUACAAUAUUGCGCGAGGAAUAGAUUUGGAACCAGUUCAAGCAAAAUUCAACCCUAAAAGUAUAGGAUGCUGCAAAAAUUUCAAAGGAAAGGCGGCUCUCCUCAAGUUGGAGACUUUGCAGAGGUGGCUCAAAGACCUGGGCGACGAAAUAGAAGACAGAUUAGAGCAGGAUGCAAUAGAAAAUAAUAGGACACCAAAACAAAUGGUUGUCAGUUACUCUGUGCAGGUAUCGGACAAAGAUAUAAGUAGUUCCCGAUCAUAUAAUUUUACCCCUGAAGAUGAACUGUGUGGUGAACUAUUUUCAAGCAAAGCUUUAGAACUUCUUCUGGAAAGUUCUGAAGGAAUCAAGAGUAAAGAUUGCACCAGUAACAUGAGGUUAAAAGCUCCAAUAAAAUUCUUAGGUAUCAGUGUUGGAAAGUUUGAAGACAACACAGAAAUAAAGAAAACUAAGAAAAUAUUAGAUUAUUUUGCAGCUGGAACAUCUAAUGUUAGUGUAAAACCUAAAGAUUGCACACAACAAGAAAAGACAAUGAAUGAAACCAGUGAUAAAAUGAAAUCAGACUCUAAGAACAUUGGCAAAGAUUACAUAAUGCAAAAAUUUUUACAUGCAUCACAAAAACCUCAAGUAUGUGAAAGUAUACAGAAAGAGAAUGUUGAAAAAGUCAAUCAAACUAAUAAGCCAGUUCUAGAGUCCAGCCUAGACAAGCAAGAGUCAUUUUUUGCUAAAAUAUUGAACCAAAACAAACAACCUAACAUUAGCAGAGUGCAACAAUCUGAAGUAGAUCUUCAGAAAAUACGACCAACGACGCCAGUCUGCGAUGUAGUCGCGUGUGGGGAAAAUAGCAAUGACUCGAAUUAUUCAGGUUCAACAAUUAACGAGGAAAUAAACAAUAGUGUGGCUUUGUUUGAAGAGGACCCUACGAAAGUGGCUCGUGUUAAAAGUAUUAGGGAGCUGUUAACUAGCUCGCGAAUAAAAGAUGAAGAUGUCUCAGACACCGCAUCGGAACCUGAUCAGAAAAGUAAUGAAAUACCGCCAAUGGCGCCUCGAAAUGAAGUGCCGCAAAUGAUGUCUCGAAAUGAAGAGACCUAUAAAUGUCCUGAUUGCAAUAAAGCAAUACGUAUCACCGAAGUUGCUGAACAUUCAGAUUUUCAUCUUGCAUUGAAGUUAAGAGAAGAGGAGAGACAACAUGUGCGCACAGAAAUAAAGGAACGAAAAGAAGUAAAAUUGAAACAGAGCAUGGAAUCCAGAAAGCAACAACAGACCACAAAACCUGAAACUGCGCCUGCAUCUUCUAUAGCUAGCUUUUUAGUUAAAAUUGAUGACAAUAUUCCAACAGAGAUAUGCUCAACCUGUGGAAAAAAGGUGCCUAUGGAUAAGUUUGCAGAACAUCUAGAUUUCCAUGAAGCUCAAAAACUAAGUAGAGAACUAAAUAAGAAAACCAGUCCACAGUUCAUUGGCGGUAGUGUAAAACGAAAACGGAAAUCCAAUUCACCAAUAAAGAAAAAUAAAAUGCCAUGCAGGCCAAUUGACUCGUUCUUUAGAUGACAUAUUGUGAUAUAAAAUGAUAUUAAUAAUUGGAAAUAAAAAUUAAAACACA